This is a messenger RNA of Cavia porcellus (domestic guinea pig), 3641 nucleotides long. RefSeq names its product potassium voltage-gated channel subfamily A regulatory beta subunit 2 (gene Kcnab2). Gene Ontology annotation, cellular component: cytoplasm; voltage-gated potassium channel complex; membrane. Gene Ontology annotation, biological process: regulation of action potential; potassium ion transport; regulation of potassium ion transmembrane transport. Gene Ontology annotation, molecular function: voltage-gated potassium channel activity; potassium channel regulator activity; transmembrane transporter binding. The coding region runs from base 222 to 1370 and encodes 382 amino acids. The record is from RefSeq and is a predicted model, not a curated record. NCBI's taxonomy places the organism in Eukaryota, Metazoa, Chordata, Mammalia, Rodentia, Caviidae. The transcript has 17 exons.
GUCAAUAAGAAGCUCCUAGAGGCGUGGCCGCAGGCGUCCCACGAGGUGAAGAUGCUGCGGGCGGAACCUGCAGGAGCGAGCGGGAUUCGGGGGCGCUAAAGUCGCUGGGGCCGGGCGGGAAGGAAGAUCUGGAGCGGGGCGCAGGAUCCGGAGCUGGAGCCCCCAGAACUUUCCGUCCUCUGUGAAGAAGGGAGCAGGUCUGCAGGAGUGAGGCCGGCUCCAUGUAUCCGGAAUCCACCACAGGCUCCCCGGCUCGGCUCUCCCUGCGGCAAACGGGCUCCCCCGGGAUGAUCUACAGUACUCGGUAUGGGAGUCCCAAAAGACAGCUCCAGUUUUACAGGAACCUGGGCAAGUCCGGCCUGCGGGUCUCCUGUCUGGGCCUCGGAACAUGGGUGACCUUCGGAGGUCAGAUCACCGACGAGAUGGCGGAGCAACUAAUGACCUUGGCCUACGACAACGGCAUCAACCUCUUUGACACCGCGGAAGUCUACGCGGCCGGCAAGGCUGAAGUGGUCUUAGGAAACAUCAUUAAGAAGAAAGGAUGGAGGCGGUCCAGCCUUGUAAUCACCACCAAGAUCUUCUGGGGCGGAAAAGCAGAGACGGAGAGGGGCCUGUCCAGGAAGCACAUCAUAGAAGGUCUGAAGGCCUCUCUGGAGCGGCUGCAGCUGGAGUAUGUGGAUGUGGUGUUCGCCAACCGCCCAGACCCCAACACGCCCAUGGAAGGGGACCCAUUUAGUUCCUCCAAGUCAAGGACAUUCAUCAUAGAAGAGACUGUGCGUGCCAUGACCCACGUCAUCAACCAGGGGAUGGCUAUGUACUGGGGCACGUCGCGCUGGAGCUCCAUGGAGAUCAUGGAGGCCUACUCCGUGGCCCGGCAGUUCAACCUGAUCCCGCCCAUCUGCGAGCAGGCCGAGUACCACAUGUUCCAGCGAGAGAAGGUGGAGGUGCAGCUGCCAGAGCUGUUCCACAAGAUUGGAGUGGGUGCCAUGACCUGGUCCCCGCUGGCCUGCGGCAUCGUGUCCGGGAAGUACGACAGCGGCAUCCCGGCCUACUCCAGGGCCUCGCUGAAGGGCUACCAGUGGCUGAAGGACAAGAUCCUGAGCGAGGAGGGCCGACGCCAGCAGGCGAAGCUGAAGGAGCUGCAGGCCAUCUCCGAGCGCCUGGGCUGCUCCCUCCCGCAGCUGGCCAUCGCCUGGUGCCUGAGGAAUGAGGGUGUCAGCUCCGUGCUGCUGGGUGCUUCCAAUGCAGAGCAGCUCAUGGAGAACAUCGGAGCGAUACAGGUCCUUCCAAAACUGUCCUCUUCCAUCAUCCACGAGAUCGAUAGCAUUCUGGGCAAUAAACCCUACAGCAAAAAGGACUACAGAUCCUAAGUCACCCGGCCACCUACCAGGACAGUUUCCAGCCCCCUCCUCGUCCGUUCGCUGCUUACGCUGUUCCCACACCAAGUGCAGAGUGGGUUUGCACCCAAGAGAACCCGCCACGCCCAGGCACCAUCGGCUGUGACCUCCGAGUCACUAUCAGACACUGCCCGCUGCUUCGCCAGACGCUGUGGGGUCCGCGCCCAGGGACGGCAUCAAUCCCGUGCCAGCCUGUAGCCUCCGCUCCUCCUCUGGGAAGAAACCAAGUUUGUACCCAGCCUUCCAUGGAGAUUCCCAAAGCCAAGGCCAGGCCGAGACCUGGCCGGGUCCUCAGGGCAGGCAGGGCGGGCCUUUCCCUGCCAGAAGCCCACCUGGGAUCUCCCCAGUGCCCCUCUUCCCAUAGGCUCCGGGCAUAUCAUGCUCGGCUCAACCCCAAGCCCCUCCUGCCACCCCCCUCGACUCCAGUCCAGCCUUGCGCCCACUGGUCCUCAGCAGAGCCACAGCUGUCCAGCUGGCCCUGGCCCCCACACCUCCCCUUGCCGGCAGGGGCAGAGACCCCAGGGGGAUUGGCUCUGUGGCUGGGGACCCACAAAAAUUUGGGCAUCUGACUUCCAGCUAAUCAUCCUGUUGUGUUCAAUCCUGUACACAAUCAAGGGGUCUCCUGCCAGGAGGCCGAGGCACUCGGGAAGGGACCCUGGGGAGCAGGCCCCACUGUCCUGACCCAGAAGGCCUGAUGCUAAGCACUAUGGCCUGGACCACACAGCGGGCGGGUGGGCCCCAUGCACCAGGCUGUGCUCCUCUAGGCUGGCAGAAACCCUCCUCUGCCUCUGCCCCAAACCAAGGUGACGGGCUUGGCUUCUGCAAGAGGACCCGCUCAGCCCCUUCCCAGGGCAGGGUCCCUGGGGCUCCACACUGCAGGUGCAGAGGCUGGGGGCUGCUAUUGGAUACAGCCCCCACCGUGCAGAAAAAAACCAGGGACCCUCUCCCUGGAAAGACGGCUGGGGCUGGUCAUUCCCUCCCACACACCCACCACGGCCUCGGGCAGGCUGUACAGAGGAAGAGGGAGUAAAGCAGGCCAGGGCCCCAGAACCUAGCAGAAGGGGUUGGAGGGAGGGAGAUGGCUAGGGGACCCCCAGGUCUGGGGGCAUGGGCUGCCUGGACAGUUGUGGGGACCCAGCCUUUGCUGUGUGGGGCCAGGGCUAUACAGAACCCGCCCCCCGCCCUCCAGUCCCAGCUACACCUGUGGAGGACCCAAGACCCCGCCCAUCUGUGGGCUGGACAACAGCGGGCUCUGCCCCGGCCCAGGGCCUGCUGUCCAGAGUGGGUUGGGUGGAGGCCAGGACAGUGGUGGGAAGGAGGCCACAGAGACACAGGCAGAGGAACUGAGGAGCCAGGGUCCCUGGCUGCCUCUAUUCCCCAGGGCCUCUAGGUCAGCCUGGAGUCCAGAGCCCCCACCUGCCACGGCCGACAUCCUGUGGCUCCCGCCUACCAAGCCCUGCCACAGGCUUCCAUCAGCUGCGGGUGAAUGGAGGGGGUGGGGCCCUCCAGGCAGAGGCCACCAGGCUGCAGCUGCCUCUUUGUGAGGACUGGAGGUAGCUGUCGGGGGACAGGCCCUAUGGGAACCCCAUGGUACUCAGGACCAGGUCACCUGCCCACUGCAGGGAGGAGGGGCGUGGCAUGUGCAGUGCCUGGGUCCCAGGGGCCCCUGGAGGGAAAGCAGAAUCCCUGCUGGCUCUCUGCCCAAGAAAGGGAGACACCCUUGUCCCUCAGGGAGGCCUGGGCACCUGGCACCCAGCACCCAGGCACCCCUCAGCGAGGACAGGGCUGUGCGUCCUGCGGGUGGGAGCCCCCUGUGGGGGGCGCUUGGGGGUCUCUGGGAAAGGACAGGGAGUCAAGGGCCAGACAGGGCAGCUUGAGGACCCUGGUAUUGGCCAGGGGCUGCCGCCACCUCCCCAGGCCUAAGCUCCGGCUGCCUCUGUCCUCUCCAGGACAACUGAACGAGGAAGAGCCCAGGGGCCCGGUCGGUCUUCAUCGCUGACAGCAGGGGUCCCCCACGCACCCUCCUGAAACCCAGUGAGGGCCAAGGGCCCGAGAGCGGCAGGGGCACCCGCCCUCCCCCCGCCCCGCAGCCGUGUACAUAACUCGCUUUCUCUCCCAUUUUCUAACAACCGUGGUUCCUCUGCUAACUGCGUCCCCCCCAGGCAGAGACCACCACGCCUCCAGCUUCCGGGAGGGCCACGUAUUUAUGGAAUGACAAAUAAAAGCCAAGCCCGUUGGUCUCUA